AUGGAGCAAUGGGAAAGCUGCCGCUCGGGGGAGCAGAAACGAGAAAACCGAGCCGCAGUGUCCGCCUUUACCGACUCAGUAGAGGAGCAAUGGCAAAAGCUCAAGGAAGAAGCGAUGAUUGAUUCGGGUGACGAAGACGUGAUGGAGAGUGGGAGUCUGACAUUGCCUACCGAGAGAAAGAAGCGCAAGACAAAGCGGGCUACCAAGGUGACAGUUGCUCCAAAAAGUACCCAGUCACAGCAGCAAAAGCUGGCUCAGUCGAUGAGCGCACCGGAUAUGGAAAAACUGCUGAACAAGUAUCGGAACCUUUCCGCUGAAGAAGAUGAAGAGGCUGACGUCGACAUCACAAAGUUUUUGCAAGAUGACGCAUUUAACAGUGACGAAGAAGGAGGAGGAGAUGACGUUACUGCUGGUGAUUUUUUAUCAUCCUUGAUGUCGGGGAAGAACCACACUCUCCAGAAGCUGGUGGAGGAAGAGAAGGAAAUUCCAUUGGUGAGUCUUGACGAUGAGGUUUUCACGUAUGAAAAGCAGUCCAACACCUCAAAGGCUGCCCUGAAUAGGGGCAACAAUGACAAGCGAAAUGAGGCCAACUAUGUGGUGAGGGAUAGCUUUGUAAAGGAAUUAAACGUUGUGGGUGAGCUCCCCACGGAGACCCACACUACACCUAUACGUGGCUCGAAUAGCGCUGCUGUGGAGUGCCCUUCUAGUGGCCUAUUUUAUUGGUUGGAUGCCAAGGAACAGCCUCACAUGAUGUCUGCCCCAGGAACUGUGCUUCUUUUUGGUAAAUUAUGCGGGGAGGGUGGAGAAAGUACCACCUGCCGUUCCUGUUGUAUCAGGGUUCAAAAUGUUCAACGGAAUAUUUUUUUGCUUCCCAGGGAAGGGUCUUCUGAUACCGAUGUCGUCCAGGAGAUAAACAGCGUCUGCCGGAGGCAUGGUAUAGAAGAGAGACGAGUAAAAUUUGUGGAGCGGUAUUAUGCCUUUGAUGAACCGGGAAUUCCUCGCGAGAAGAAUCGCUGGGCGAAGCUUCGUUUUCCAGGAAAAUAUCCUCCUUUUCCUAGCAAGGUGGAGUUUACCAACAUCCAGGCUGUUAUGGGUGCGUCGCGAUCACUUCUUGAGCUUUUCUUAAUAAAGAAGAGGCUCAUGGGUCCAUCCUAUCUUCGUCUUGAGAACCUCAUCCCAACAACAGAGCGUAUUUCACAUUGUGACGUGGAGUUUAUAGUGGAGACCCCCAAGCAUAUAAAGGUUGAGGAUUCGCCGAGACCUCCACCAUCCUUCACUCUUGCGAGUAUCCAGCUACACACUCAACUUGACAAAAAAGGUGUGGCAAAUGAGGUUGUAGCCGCUUCAAUUGCCGUUUACCGCGACGUAAACAUUGACGUGGGGACGAAAAAAGCGGUAUCAGAGUGUUUUACGGGGGUUCGACAGGUAUCACCGGGAUCGGUUCUGCCAUUGGAUCUGGAAAACUAUUGUCAGUCAAAAGGAUUACCUGGUGUGCGGCGCUUUGCUAGCGAGGGGGCGCUUUUAGCUUGGCUUGCAGCUACACUAGGGGAUUUGGAUCCUGACAUGGUUGUGGGUCAUAAUAUCAUUGGUUAUACCAUGGAUAUUCUCUUGAAUCGCUACCAUGAACUGAAAGUCCCCCGCUGGUCUACAAUUGGUCGCCUCGAUAUUAAGCGUUUUCCACGCUUACAGGGCAACACCUCAAAUUUAGCGAGUGAAAGGGAGGCAUGUGUGGGCCGACUUGUCGUCGACACCUAUCUUCUUUCCAGAGAAUACUACAAAAGUUCAAACUACAAGUUGUUGUCUUUGUGUGCUCAGAUGGAAAUCUCGGGUAUUGCCAAUGGCCAGGUAUCCUUUGAACCUGGCUCUACGGUCUUGGACGAACGUGUCAUGAAGACAUCAACGGAUCUCUUCCCCAUCUUGUUGCAGCUCUUUAAUUGCGCGGUGGUUUCUGUUGAUGUGGCUGCUUUUCUUGACGUGAUUCCGCUUACGAAACGUUUAACGUCAUUAGCGGGAAAUUUAUGGAGUCGGACUCUAUAUGGUGCUCGUUCGGAAAGAAUUGAGUACCUUCUUCUUCACUCUUUUCACGACCUGAAGUUUGUGACUCCGGACAAGAAGCGGUUUGAGGCAAAGCGGGGCCGAGAGGAUGCGGAGGAUGAGAGCAAACGCAAGACAAAAUAUCAGGGUGGUAUGGUACUGGAACCACGGAGCGGACUUUAUUCCGAUUACAUUCUUUUGCUGGAUUUCAACUCGCUUUAUCCUUCUCUCAUUCAGGAGUUCAACAUUUGCUAUACCACCGUUGAGCGAGAUGAAAACACCACAUCUGCUGAGGUUCCUCCACCUGAGAACCUUAUUUGCCGCUCUUGUGCUGCCGAAGGAUUGCCGUCACCGUGCUUACACAGAUGCAUUCUGCCAAAAGUCAUUCGAAGCCUUGUGGAGAGCAGGAAAGAGAUCAAACGCAUCAUGAAAAAUGAAAAAGACCCUAAUAAUCUUGCUACACUUGAAAUUCGACAGAAGGCUCUUAAACUAACGGCGAACAGUAUGUAUGGGUGCCUAGGUUUUGAGCAUUCACGUUUUUAUGCGCAGCCACUUGCUGAAUUGGUCACUCGGCAAGGUCGUCUUGCCUUGCAGAAUACUGUGGAAUUGAUUCCACAAAUUUCACCGUCGCUAAGAAUUAUCUACGGUGAUACCGAUUCUGUGAUGAUUCAAACUGGUAUAAAGGAUGACAUCAAAAAGGUACGCGAGCUUGGUUUUGAUAUUAAAAACAAGGUCAAUCAACGGUACCAAAGUCUGGAGUUGGACAUUGAUGGUGUUUUCAGGGCGAUGCUCCUACUUAAGAAGAAAAAGUAUGCAGCACUGAGCGUCGUAGACUGGCAAGGUGAUGGCACUACCUACAAGAAAGAGGUGAAGGGAUUAGACAUGGUGCGUAGAGAUUGGUGUCCACUUUCUCAGAAAAUGUCGGAUGCGGUGCUUAAUAGAGUCCUGAACGCAGAAGGCGGUGAGGACAUCCUCGACUAUAUAAUGACAUACAUGAAGGGCGUCGCGGAUCAAGUCCGCUGUGGGGGGAAGUAUCCUCUUGAAGAUUUUGUCAUUUCAAAGAGUUUGACAAAGGAACCGGAGUCGUACCGUGGAACGGCGUUUCCCCAUGCCACAGUUGCCCUUCGCAUGAAGCAGCGGAAGGAAAAUGUUCGCGUUGGGGAUCUCAUCCCAUAUGUGAUUUGCGAGUCUGAGGACCCUAAAGACAAGGCUUACCACGUGGAUGAGGUGCGACGGACUAAGGGGUGUCGUAUUGACGUAGAGUGGUAUCUGUCGUCACAGUUGUACCCACCUGUGAUGCGUUUGUGCGAGUACAUCCAAGGAUUUUCGCCUCAACAACUGAGCGAGGCGAUGGGAAUUGCGUACCAUGGACAAGCAGAGCGCAGGGAUACGGAAACAUAUACCAUAGACGACUUUUCGCACUGCUCUCUCUUCAAGAGCCGUGAGCUGUCCGAGUGUUUUCCAACUGCGCUGCCGUUGCAGGUGCAGUGCACGCAUUGCCGCCAGGUUGUUCCGAUUGAUCCUCACAAGUAUAUAAACGACAUCGUGUCUGAUACAAGAAAAGCCCCCCCAACCGCUCUUUUUGAGGUUUACGUCUGCUCCAACUGCAGCUACCCAUUGCCCCUCACGUACCUGGCAAACUGUCUGACGCAGAUGUGUCACAAGAUAAUCCAGCAAUUUUACCGCUCGGGUGGAAGUGCCGCAUCAGUGCGUGCAGUGCGUGCGCAGUUCACAUACUUUCGAGCGCUCUUCGACGUUCCACACGCCCCGGGCUGCUCUCCACUCAUAAAGGAUGCCCACCGCAACCUAGCUCUGCGUUGCCUGGGCACUGACAGAAAACUUUACACGCUAGCUGACGCCAGUCGCUUCCCCGAUGUCGAGCCUGUGGACCCUUUAUUUGUGUGCGCCGAGAGUUUCUACAAGCGUGUGGAUCAUUUGUUUGUUCACAUAGACAAACUGUUUGCCCCUAAUUGA
This is a messenger RNA of Trypanosoma grayi, 4008 nucleotides long. Its product is annotated as DNA polymerase I alpha catalytic subunit. The record is from RefSeq and is a predicted model, not a curated record. Lineage: Eukaryota; Euglenozoa; Kinetoplastea; Trypanosomatida; Trypanosomatidae. Gene Ontology annotation, biological process: leading strand elongation; mitotic DNA replication initiation; lagging strand elongation. The coding region runs from base 1 to 4008 and encodes 1335 amino acids. The transcript has a single exon. Gene Ontology annotation, cellular component: alpha DNA polymerase:primase complex. Gene Ontology annotation, molecular function: single-stranded DNA binding; DNA replication origin binding; pyrimidine nucleotide binding.